Molecule: messenger RNA, 2839 nt
Organism: Onthophagus taurus
Lineage: Eukaryota; Metazoa; Arthropoda; Insecta; Coleoptera; Scarabaeidae
Gene: foi
Product: solute carrier family 39 fear-of-intimacy
Biological process (GO): intracellular monoatomic cation homeostasis; zinc ion import across plasma membrane
Cellular component (GO): plasma membrane
Molecular function (GO): monoatomic cation:bicarbonate symporter activity; zinc ion transmembrane transporter activity
Source: RefSeq, a predicted model, not a curated record
UUCCAUAAGCGGCCAUUUGCAGGACGUACUCAUUUCAUAUUCGUAAACUUCUUUCGAACAGUCGCUAGAUUUCUGUCGUAGAGAGUACCUGGGUUGUCAAUUGAGGAGGCGGUUUACGAAUACGACCACGCGUUUUCUGCCAUGAAAUUGGAUCUCGUCUCCGACUUCUAAAGCCCCUUAUUAUUAACUGUUUCAGUUUUUCGACGUAUUCUUUUAAGAUUACAAUGGUUAAACACGUAAUAUCAGUCUGUAUAUUUUGCUUCAUAUGUGCUACACACACUCCUUGUGCUUCACACGUCUCGGUAUCUUUAAAUUCAUCUCCUUCAAAACUUUACAUUGAAGAUAAUAAUUUUUCACCGUACUCAACUGUUUCAAAAGAAUUCGGAAUGAUGCAAGAAAGAUAUAAUAAUGAUAGGAUGGUUCGUAAAAGAGAUGUUAAAAUACCGGAGAAUGGUAAUAAUGACGAUGACGCAAAUAAAAAGAAUGUUAAUAAAAAUAUUGAAAUUGAUAAAUAUUUAAAAGAACUUUUUAUAAAGUACGGUGAUGGAAAAACAAUGUCAUUAAAAGGAUUUGAAAAAUUAAUGUUUGAAUUAAAUGUGACACAAGAUUUAUCAUCAAAACUUGAUAAGAUAAAUGAAGUAAAAGAAGAAGAGGGAUUUAAGACUAAUAUUCCAGUACAUAAUCAAUCGUCGUUUAAUAAUCAAUCAAUUAAUAAAAGUAAUAAUAAUCAUAGUUGUAUAUUAAAAGAAGAAAUUGCUGAUUUUUUAAGAGUACCAUUUAAAUCUGUACCAAAAAUUGAUGACGACACGUUUAAACGUGCUUGCCCAGCAUUGCUUUAUAGCAUUUUAAUUGAAGACUGUAAUCAUCAUCACCAUCGCCAUCAUCAUGACGACUUAACUGAUGACGAAGAUUUUGGAGAAAGAACUUCAACGACAACUAUUUAUAUUUAUUCAAGUUUGGCAGUUGUCGUUAUAAGUUUAUGUGGAAUAUUAGGACUCUUUGUCAUCCCUAUAAUGCAGACAACAUAUUAUCAUAAGAUAUUACAGUUCCUUGUCGCUUUGGCCGUUGGAACAUUGGCCGGCGACGCUCUUUUACAUCUUUUACCACACGCAAUGAGUUCAAGCGAUCAUAGUCACGGCGAAGAACACUCACACGAGCAUGCCCAUGAAAGGGAAAACCUUUAUAAAGGAUUUGUGGCAAUGCUGGGGUUGGUGCUAUUCUUUUGUAUGGAAAGAUUUAUUACUAUUUUGGCUAAUUGGAGGAAACAAAGACAACUUAAAGAUAAGCUACCUAAAAGACUGAAGGUUAUGAGUAAUGAAGGGAGUGCUCAGUUGACCAAUGCAGCUGAUAAACAGUGCAAACACAAGUAUAGUUCCUUUCCUUAUUGUUAUGAUGAGAUUACUGUGAUUGAUAUUCCACGUGAAGAUCGUGGAUUUCGUUUAGCUGGUGGAACAGAUACAGUAAUAGAUUCCCACAAUAACACCCAAACGACAACCUUAGACGACAUAGAAAGUCAUACCGACUCGAACAAUUUAAAAACGCCCGCCGAUUUUACAAAGAAAAAAUCGCAAAAUCAUGAAACGAACCAAAACAUGACCGAAUGCCCGAACGAUGUCUCGAAUGGAAAUUGUACGGAAAUUAAUAAAAUGUUACCGGAAACCGGAAAAGAUGACACAGAUAGCAUGGAAUAUACCGUAAUAUUAACCGAACACGAAAAUAAGCAUCAUGGACACUCACACACACAUGGACAUGUUCAUUCCGCACCGAAAAAUUUAUCGUCGGUUGUAUGGAUGGUAAUUAUGGGUGAUGGUUUGCAUAAUUUUACUGAUGGAAUGGCAAUUGGGGCAGCAUUUUCAAAUAGCUUAUCAGGAGGUUUAUCAACAACCGUUGCUGUUUUUUGCCAUGAAUUACCACAUGAAUUAGGUGAUUUUGCAAUGCUUUUAAAAGCUGGAAUGAGUGUCAAACAAGCAGUUUUAUACAAUUUAUUAUCAAGUAUUUUGUGUAUACUGGGUAAUUGGGUUGGAUUAUGGCUCGGAAAUACAGAAUAUGCAAGUACGUGGGUUUUUGCCGCCGCCGCCGGUAUGUUUUUGUAUAUCGCUUUGGUUGAUAUGUUACCGGAAUUAUCGUCUGAUCAUAACGGUGAGCACACAUUUUUUCAAUGCGUAUUACAUUUAACCGGGUUAUUGUCGGGUUUUGGAAUAAUGGCUGUAAUCGCAUUGUAUGAACAUGACCUUAAAAAUAUGUUUAAUAAUUAAUUUUAAACGUAAGGGUUUUUUUUCUGUUUGUUUUUAAAAAGAAAUAAUAAUUAAAAAAAAAAAAAGAAAUGUAAUUUUAAAAAAUGAGAAAAAAGUCGUGGUAGAAAGCAAUUUGUUGUAAUUAUUUGUAAUAAGUAGAGAAAUAUCGACAUCUGAUCUGCAUGAGCUUAACUAAUUUCUUUUUAAUGGUAACGAUUAUUAUUUUGCGAUUAGCGUUAAUUUAUUUUUUUAACAUUUUUUUUUAAAUUUUCGUUCCAUUGUCUCCUCAUCAUAUGAUACUUAAAAAGUGAAUAAGUAACUUAAAUAAAUACAGUAUUUUUUUUAUAAAAAUAUUUCCGUUAACGUUGAAUUUCGUUUUCAUUUUUCUCCGUUUUUUUUUUACUAUAUAAACAUAAAUAAUAUGUUGAUUUUUUUUGUAUUAUUUUUAUAUACAAUUUUAAAAUGUCUCGCACUAUCUACUUCUGUUGCUUGUUACUUUACUGAUUAUCUCUCUUGAAGUACUUACUUCUAAAGUUUUGAUCCUCCCCGAAUUUAUGUAUCAGGAAAUAAAGAUAUUUAAAUAAAAACUUCUUUAACAAAAGUUA